Rhipicephalus sanguineus (brown dog tick) is the source of this 532-nucleotide messenger RNA. RefSeq lists its product as uncharacterized. The transcript has 4 exons. Lineage: Eukaryota; Metazoa; Arthropoda; Arachnida; Ixodida; Ixodidae. The coding region runs from base 116 to 532 and encodes 138 amino acids. The record is from RefSeq and is a predicted model, not a curated record.
UAUAUUUUAGGAAGCAAGCCAACUGUAGCAAUUAAUUUUGUCUCAAGUAAUAUGCGCAUUCGUACAUGUUGCGGUCCUUGCUUUCGGCGCGCUUCGAUGCACAGAUUCAAAUUUCAUGCUGCAUAGGCCUAUAGUUUCUUCUUUGUGGACUGGACCGACUGACGCUCCUCGUUGUUUGCUCGUCGACGGUCUGCUGCCAUUGAACCACUGCGCUUUGUUACAGUUCGUCCAUCAGGAUACCACCUGUGAUGAUGACAUUGAGGAAAUGCCAAGUUGGCAUUUCAUAUUUGCUAAAGGUGGUGGUUUCCUGACAGGGAAGUCCUUCACACCUUGCAUUGACAACGUUCCUCUCAUGCAAGCAUCCAGUCCUAGAGAGGCGUUCAAGAUAUUAUUCCUGGCACACUUUGCGUCAACUUUGCCCACCCAAAAGAGGCAAGUCUUAUCCUGGAGUUCACUCAUAGGUCAAUUGCCAAUGUCAGUCCCGGAAAGGGCGCAACGACUGACCAUACACGUGGGAAACAGCACAACCUGA